Molecule: messenger RNA, 1482 nt
Organism: Triticum turgidum subsp. durum (durum wheat)
Lineage: Eukaryota; Viridiplantae; Streptophyta; Magnoliopsida; Poales; Poaceae
Source: the annotation of a GenBank genome assembly
AUGGCCUACACCUAUCCCCGGCGACCGGCUGCCAGAUCGACGGCCAAACCACCCGCAAAGGACUGGCUGCUAGAAGAAUAUGGACAUGAUUGGCUGAGCAAUUUGCCCGAUGAUAUCCUGCUCAACAUUGUCGAACGUCUUGACAUUGCUGAUGUCGCACGAACCAGUGUCCUCUCCAACCGGUGGAAGGAGGUCCCUGCCAUGCUCUCCAAAAUCGUCAUAACAGUCGAUUCCUUUAAGCGCAAGCUUCCCAAGUCGAACUUACCCUGCUUUGAUGCUCAUCCCAAUUCCACCAUGAUUGAAGCAACUAACAGCAUAUUGGGAAAUAGGAGCUGUACAAAUCUAUACACCAUUCGACUACUGCGCAUGGAAUUCUACUUGGGAGAUGACUGUGUUUACAUCGGCCAGGCUGUUACCGAUACCAUUGUAACACAGAAUGUUGGUAUGGCUGAAUUCACAGUCAUGACGAAGAAGGAAGUUACACAGUGCACCGAUAAAGGUUUGCUCUACUACGGAAGGAAGUUCAUGUCAUUCUUUUACACUUGUCCCAACGCAUUCAAUGCUCUCACAGGCCUCAAGCUACAGAAUUUGAGGCUAGCUGAAUCAGAGUUACCUGAAAUUGUCAGUACAUGCAAGCGAUUAGAGUUCCUCCACUUGCUAAACUGUGACAUGGGCAAGUUGUCUUUCCUAGAAUUGGAACACCCGCAACUCAGUGAACUUGAGAUUGUCGACAGCGAAUUUGAGCGGGUUGAUCUGAAGUGGCUACCAAAGCUCACUGUUCUGACAUUUUCUGAUUGGAUCACUCAGCACGAUCCGUUGUCUUUUGGUUAUGUCCCACUGCUCAAGAGUGUGAGCAUCAGUAAUACGGCUCUUUCAUACCACAAGAUGCUCAAAUUAAGUGAGUUUCUUGGCAAAGUCACCAUUAGGGACCUGCAGUUGAACUUUGAAAGCGAGAAGAUUUGGAUUAAACCUGAGGCGCCAAGAGAAUUAUCCAAUGUGUUCCACAAACUACAGAUUGUUAGUUUGCUUAACAUUUCAGAAGAGUGUGAUCUGACUUGGACAAUGUUCAUUCUCCAAGGCGCACCUUCCCUUAAGGAGCUAUGCAUCAGAGUGUGGGAUCAUUUCUGUGAUACAAUACUGGAUGAAGAGGAGAGGAAGAAGCAUUCAUAUAGCGAGGAGCCGAAGGAUAGUGGAUUAGAAUGUGUCGGAUCUGCAUCUGGUUUCAAGCACCACAGCUUGGCUGUGCUCAGGAUUUUUGGGUUUCAGACAGAAGAGAAGUUUAUGAGUUACAUAAAAAGUAUCAUGGAAGCAGCGGUGAAUCUUGAGAACAUCUACUUGCAUAACAGGCCGGUGUGCAAGAUAUGCCAGCACAUGGUUCGAAAGCCAUCGAGAUACCCAUGGACAAGCAAGCAGAAGAUUUCGGUCAGGAACAAAAUCAACAGCGAGAUGUGCUCAGCUGUGGAAAUCCACUUCCCCAAGUAA